ACAUUGAUGGCAUUUAGUGGGAGAUUACAGCUGUCCGUAGUUUAAUGGAACACUGUAUCCAGACAUAUGUUGGCAAUAAAUGUACGUUUUCUGCGGUGUAUUCUGGUGACAUUUUUGCUUUAUCGACUUGAUAAAAUAAGUAACGAGACGCAGGCUGCAAACUCAUAUGUCACUGCGGUUUGACAAAAGGUCAGUGUUAGGCAGUUGGCUCAGCGAUGUCUGUGACACAAACAUUUCCCCUGGUUACUCACUACUGUGUACAAGGAUAACUGGAGACAAGUGUAAGCUGGCCGGCUGUUUAACUCUGUGACGGCUGCGCAUGUGCAGAGCGAAAACUGACUGUGCAGAAUGGGGUGUACAGGUGUAUGUACCUGCACGCAAUACCCAUAGCCCCUUUGCUGUCUCUCACAACAGCCCAAGCUGGCAGGGUGUACCAGGAAGGAGCACUGGUUAUUUUGCAGUUGGGUGACGUGUGUUCUUCAUGUUCAUAAACUGUUGCUAUAGGGACUGACAGGCAAUUGCACCUGUCUGCUUUUCCUCGCCCAGAGCUGUCAACUAGACUCGGCUGGAUUCGUUCAGCGUGCCUUUUAUUUAUGUUAAAUGUUUUGUAUAUGUUAUUUUACUGUCCUGCUACGUGUCUGGUUUAGCCUCAUGUUGUGUGAGGUAACUUGUGUUUGGCUGACAGGUGAGUGCUGGUUAACACGUGACUUGUCUGAUUAGGAACUCUAGAACUCAAGGCGCGUUGCAUGAUUUACAAUAAAGUGUUGUGUAGUUAGUCUGAGCGCGCACUAACCCUUCGGUUGCUGAAAGGCGGAGUCUUUUCCGAGAAAUGGACUGUACCAUGAGCUCUCCCCAUAUUGGAUUUAUUGGAGCUGUCUGGGAAAGCAGUGCGUGUGGCACAAUAAUGAAGCACACUGACAGGUGUAUGUGCUUGACCCGGGAACAGGAAUCCUACAAAAGGCUGCGCUUGGGAGCUUCAGCAAUAGGACAGUGUCCAUGACAUGAGGGCCUGGAGGGGUGCGCAGUUGUGCACUAUUGGGAUAAUUAUGUUGAUUAGGGUGGCCAGGGUGGGGUACAGUUAAAACCACUUGAGAGGCGGGGGCAUAAUUGCCAGGGAACCCCACAAUAAAUAUACUUGUAUGUUUCAGUUUAGUACAGGGAACCCCGAUUGCUACUCUUGUAUGUGGUCCCCUUAUGGGAAAAGCCAAUUUCUGAUGAUGAUGGAGCCUGGGCUUGGGGGUGGGAGUGUUGUGUGUGUUUGUGAUUAGGAAUGGGAGCAGCGUGACCUCCUCUGCUGACGUGUGUAGUGACGAGCGUGGGAUAUAGUGGAGGGCCCGGGAGGGAUACGUGUGCAUUUGGCUGCGGCUGAUACUCCUCACUUGCUGUACCGCGGGACAUCUUUGUGGAUGGCAAGAAAGCUUCCUGUUUGCUUUGAUUGUCCCGGUGACGCACUGUCUUCUGCUUCUCUGCAUCUAUAGCACAGGGAUACCCGCUACCAUUCUGCGCACACUGAUUGAUGGAUUAUAUAAGAUAACAGGGCUCCGUGUUGGCCGCUUGGGCACUGCCAAUGCCAAACCAUUAACGGUUGUUGGAGAUGGGCACUUUCCACAAGAGGAAUGCGUCUUCUGAUUGAUCACACAAGAGAUGUUUCAUUGUACCUUCCCUGGAGCUGAGAAUUCUUUGGGGAUGGAAGUAGAAACGUGCUGCCAAUGUAGGAAAGUUGUGCCACCGGCUACUUACACCGCAUGAUCAGGGAGGCUUUUCUUUAUGAUGAUCUAGAAGAAACCAAGCUAAAUUCGGAUAAUGGAGAACAGGAUGCCUGUUAUACAGUGCAAUCAAGAUACAUCACAUACAUCAGUGGAGAAAUCUAACAGCCCAACACAUGGGAACAAGGAUAUUUAUGGCUCAGAUGAUGGUUCUAGUAUUGAAGAGACAGAUUUUAACUGGGAUGAGUAUCUGGAAGAAUCUGCUUCAACUGCCGUGCCUCACACCUCUUUUAAACAUGUUGAAAUCAGCCUUCAGAGCAGUUUCCAACCAGGGAUGAAGCUUGAGGUGGCCAAUAAGAGCAAUCCAGACACUUAUUGGGUAGCUACUAUCAUUACAACUUGUGGACAGUUACUUCUGCUACGCUAUUGUGGCUAUGGAGAAGAUCGCAAGGCUGACUUCUGGUGUGAUGUAAUGACAGCAAAUCUGCAUCCCGUUGGCUGGUGUACUCAGAACAAUAAACUACUGAUGCCUCCAGAUGCGGCAUUAGAGGCCAUUGUGUUCCAACGGCAGCAACACUUCCAUGUUUCAAAUGCGACAUCUGCAAUAAAGGAAGAAUGUACUGAUUGGGCAGAGUUUUUGAUCCAUGACCUGACCGGCUCAAGGACAGCUCCUGCCAAACUCCUUGAAGGUCCUCUUCGAGGGAAAACCCCAGUAGACCUGAUUACAGCUGAUUCAUUGAUUGAACUCCAGGAUAAGCAAAAUCCGUUCCAGUACUGGAUUGUCCGUGUGAUAGAAAAUAUCGGAGGAAGAUUGCGGCUGCGCUAUGUGGGACUAGAGGAGUCUGAUUCCUGGGAUCAGUGGCUAUUUUAUUUGGACUACAGGCUUAGGCCUGUUGGGUGGUGUCAAGAAAACCAGUUCAGGAUGGACCCACCAAUAGAUCUUUGCCCAUUAAGGAACAUAUCAGAAUGGAAAAGUGCCUCGGAAAAAUCUUUGGCAGAAGCAGCAAGAUGUCCUCUUCCUGUAGAAGUUUUCAAGGAUCAUGCUGAUUUAAGGAGCCAUUCUUUGACUUACGGAAUGAAAGUUGAGGUUGUGGACCCAGAAGAAUAUAAUUGUAUAUGCCCUGCAACAGUGACUAAGGUGUUCAACAAUCUCUACUUUCAAGUGACUGUGGAUGAUCUAAGACCAGAGGCAAAGGAAGUAUCCAUGCUAUGUCAUGCAGAUUCUUUGGCUCUUUUGCCCAUACAAUGGUGCCUUAUAAAUGGAGUCAAUCUCACUUCUCCUAAAGGUUAUUCAGGACAGGACUUUGACUGGGCAGAUUACCAGAAGCAGUGUGGAGCGGAGGCAGCACCUCAUACUUUGUUUAGAAAUGCAUCCAGUUCUCGAGGUUUUACAAAAGACAUGAAGCUUGAAGCAGUCAAUCCGAGUAAUCCUGCAGAAAUCUGCGUUGCCUCUGUGACCAAAGUUAAAGGGAGAUUGUUAUGGCUCCACCUUGAAGGUUUACAGAAGCCAGUCCCAGAGUACAUUGUCGAUGUGGAAUCCAUGGAUAUUUUUCCUGUUGGCUGGUGUGAAGCAAAUUGCUAUCCGCUCAGUACUCCACUUACAGCAGUUGUGAAAAAGAAGAGGAAAGUUGCUGUGGUGCAGCCAGAGAAACAAUUGCCUUCAUCAGUACCUUCUGAGACAAUACCUCAAGAGCCCUCUCCUUUUCCAGAUAACAAUUUAUCAGGAAUUGUCAAUGGGAAAUAUUGCUGCCAGCAACUUUUUAUCAAUCAUCGCUGCUUUUCAGGACCAUUUUUAAAUAAAGGAAGAAUUGCAGAGCUACCUCAGUCAGUGGGGCCAGGGAAAUGUGUUUUGGUUCUUAAGGAGGUCCUCAGCAUGGUAAUUAAUGCUGCCUACAAACCAGGAAGAGUAUUAAGGGAAUUACAAUUAGUAGAAGAUUCUUUGUGGAAUUUCCAGGAAGAAACAUUGAAAGCCAAAUACAAAGGAAAAACAUACAGGGCAACAGUCAAAAUAGUCCGAACGUCAGAUCAAGUACCAGAUUUCUGCCGUAAAAUCUGUUCUAAGCUGGAGUGCUGUCCCAACUUAUUUAGUCCACUUCUGAUAACUGAUGUGUGCCCUCAGAAUUGUUCUAUUCAUACAAAAACUAAAUAUACAUACUACUACGGAAAGAGAAAAAAAAUUACAAAGCCUUCAGUUGGGGAACAAAGCUUGGAAAAUGUACAAGCAAAGCCAAAAAGGAGAAGAAAGAGAAGAAAAUCCAUAUUUGUACAGAAAAAAAGACGAACCUCUACAAUAGACAUCAGUCCAGUGGAAUCAGCAGAGGAGAGUAUAGAAUAUGAGUUAAUGGAUGAGGAAACUGGAAGUGAGGAGACAAGUUCAGAGCUGCGUGAUGAUCAGACAGACACUUCCUCUGCUGAGGUUCCAUCUGUGCGACCCCAAAGGGCAGUAACACUGCGAAACCGUAUUGUGUCUGAGAGGGCUCCUCCCAUAGAGAGAGCAAGAAGAGAUCGGAAAACACGUUCCUUAUCCAGCAUUGAUGAUGACAAGGACACAACUAUGAAAACUGACAUGAAGGAAGAAGAGCACCUUGUUCUGGAAAGUAAUCCUUUGCAAUGGACAGUGACUGAUGUUGUCAGAUUCAUCAAAUCCACAGACUGUGCACCUCUUGCAAAAAUCUUUCAAGAGCAGGAUAUUGAUGGCCAAGCUCUUUUGCUGCUUACACUCGCCACAGUGCAGGAAUGUAUGGAACUGAAACUGGGCCCAGCCAUUAAAUUAUGCCAUCAAAUAGAGAGAGUCAAGGUUGCAUUCUACGCACAGUAUGCCAACUGAACAUUCUGCUUGUCUUGAUGUGCCUAAUUUAUAUUGUAAAGGUGUUUUGUUAAAAUGCUAAAGCACUGGUAGCUUUAUCUACGCAAUUGUAUUUCCAUAUCUGUAGAGCACAUGCACAUAAAGCACUAGUCUGUCGAUGUUUGUUAUCAUGGUCUUGAGUUGGAGAGAUAAAAAUCCAUAAGAAGUUUCUUACAAAGAAAAACAGGCGUAUCAGGCCUUUUGUUUGUCUGAUAUCUGGUGUAAAGGCAAAGUUCAGCACGUCUGAUAUAUUUGCAAAUCUUGUAUUCUUCUUUCAUAUUGAAAGCGUGUGGUUGUUUUUACUGUGAUCCGUGGCUUACAUGAAAGCUUUGAUCUCAACGAUUAGCACAUUUUCUACUGUUGCUUCUUGACAUUUUCUAACAAUAGACAGCAAAGCGAUGCUCUUCAGCACAUUGGCCCAGUGGGUAAUGCUGUGUAAUGCACUGUUUUAUGGACCUGACUUGUUCGAAUGCAUACUUUGUCAUUUCAUUCCUGCAGUAGCCUGUGGUUACUCACACAAGAUAAUGAAGGAGCAAAGAUCUAGGCAUCCGGUUUCAUAGCAAAUCCACAGUAACUCUAGGCAUGCUUUAAAUCAAAUGCUGACAAUUUUAUAAUAAUGUAAUAAUAAGUUACUUGUGAUACUCAUCAUUAGCAUGAAAAGAUCACACUGAAAGCCAUCACAAAGAGAAUAGAAAGCUUAUUGUAGAACUGAGAUAGGCAAGUCCACUUUAGCCUUCUCAUGCCACAAAUCACUCGCUGAUGGGCGGAAAAGGCAAUUAGCUAAAUACACUGGUGAGAGGAAAGAUUCUACACUUUUUUUUCUUAUAGCUAAGGCAAUUUAUGUUGUUUUUUUGCAGAGAUAUAUAAUGAUAUAUAAAUCAGAAUGUAUGACAAAAAUUCCCAACAAAUGAUACUGUUAAGGUCUGAACCUUCUUUGGACACUCAAGGUUUAUAGUCUUGAUGGACCGUCUGUCAGAGCUAUUUUUAAGGGCAAGUAAGGCAGAUUUUUUUAGAUUAUAAAAUUGGAUACAAAUACAUUGGUCUUCUCAGUCAAUGUCACUUAUGUCACUCCAACAAUAACUAUCUCAUACACAACAAUUACCUUUCAGCAAGGCCACCUUUCCAUGUCCCGUCCAAAUUUAUGUGCAACUUCAAUAUUGUAUUGAUAAAGGAUUGUUAUACCCAAAACAUGUUAUGUCAACAAAUACACAUUGCAGUUAUUCUGCCUUUGGCCGUAUCCUUUCCUAUUAUACAAUACUGUUAUGUCACUCCGUAUCUCUGCAACUUUCAUAGUUAAAAUGGAACGAACAGCUUUUCAUUACAAUGCAAUGGGAGAUCACUGCUGUAAAAAUGUAAGGUACAAGCGAUAAUCAGGCGUGGCCGGUCACACGGAACCAGGGAUUUUCACUUGCAUUUUCAAAUGAUAAAUUCACAUGCAAGGUAUCUCACUGUGCUUCCGAAUUAUUGGGAUUGGAAUGCAAAACACAGCAGUUGCCUAAAGCAACUCCCAUUGACUUCUACAUGAACUCGACCAGUUUUUUGCACUUAAUAAAUACUAAACAUUAGAGUUUUUGAAUAGAUAACUUGAAUUUGUGAGUUUUUGUUGUGAAUCAGAACAUUGAUAAAUCACCCACUUAAUACCGUUUAUUUCUGAUUACCAGAUAUGUCUUGAGAAAUUAAGUUUACUAAAUUAAAUGUGCAUUGUAUAUUGCGUCACGGCAGCAUCCAUCAUUUCCAUGCAUAUAUUGAAACAAAUAUCCUUAGUUAAAAAUCUGCUUUCAGCUAAAAUCCUUGCUUUUGCCCAAUUACUUCUAUGUUGAGAAGUAUAUUCAGCUUUUUUCUGUUCCUGUUCUGUCAAUGAAUGCAGCAAGCACCUGUGCAUGUUAUAGUAUCAAUCACCACCUUUAGUAAUGUACAGAAAUUGACUUGAGUCUCAGGAAAAUGCUCUGUAUAUUUUUUUAUACAAGUGGUGUUCCUGUGAAAAAUAAACUUUAUUAAACAACUCACCUAAGCAAAAACUCUUUUACCAUCAGAAGGCAUGGAAGGAACAGUUCCUUGAGAAAAGCUACUGAUUAAACUAGUCAUGUUACUGGUACUACUCCGGUGCAUUUGUUUUCCCACCUUCCCCUGGAUCUAGGAACAGUGUGACUCUUUGAUUAGUUAAUGGCUAUUGUUGGUGUAUUUAUACUGUUUUCUCUAAAAAGUCAAGUGGAAACAACAUUUGUUUUUUAUUUUUAAUAUUUGAUGUAACUUCCUCUAGACCAAGAGUGCAGGUGUGACUUCAACAGUGUCUGUGGUGUAUUCAGCCAGUUCAAAACUAAAUCUGGAUGUGCACAAAGCAGAAUGGGACAGGUUAAACUCAAGAGCGGUUGUUAUUGUGAAAAGGAUGUGCACUUAACAGCAGCUCUCAGAUAAACCAGCAUAACAUGGUUUAGAGAUCUCCCAUAUGGCAGAGGUUUUGCAGUCACUGGGUAAGUGUAUGUGCCAAAUGUAGAACCACUAGAAUUUAGAAAGGAACACUGGAAGCCCAUUGUUAGACACAUCUGCUCUAAUCUGUUCCAUGCAGCAGGCUUGUAGAAAAUGUAGUGUUAAAAUGAGUACAAUGCUCAGCUGCAUAGUCUAUACUUACCCUAUUUCUAGAGAAAGGUCAAAAAUAGAUUUUGUCUCCUAACUUUGUUUAGAUGAUAUGAAAGCACAUAUUGCAAAUCAUUAAUAUCUUCUUUCCAGCAGACAAAAAAAAAAGUGUUUUGUUAAUCCAGCUCGGAUAUAUUUGUUAAAAUGCAUACAAAUGUCAGCUCAUAUUUAAUUAGCUUGAAAGGUUAUAAUAGGGUAAUAGAAUUCAUACUUUAUAUUCAAGAGACUUGGUGGACAAUCAUUCAGUCUAAAAACAGUAAAGUAUACACAAAUUCCUCAUGCAUAUAUGCAUAUGACAGCUACUUAAAAAUCAUUAUCCAAGGCUUAUCGUACAGUCUUAUUUCUUUGCUUUAAGGUAAAAUAAAGGAAGCAGGAAGUAGUGUUAUUGUUUUGUCUUGUUAAGGGCAAAGGGUUCUUUAUUGUUUACUGAUGUAUAUAGUCAAAUUAAAAUAAAUAAAUUGCAUGCUAUAAGUAAGCCUCCAUUGCUUAAUAUCUGUGACAGUAAAAGAUAUACCAUCCUGUUGAGUACAGAAAUCUCCUGAAGCUGCAUCUGCAACCUCUUCUGAAUCUGCAAGUAUUGCAAAAAGUAGUUGUAAAGUAGUAAUGUUUAGUACCUAUAAUUGAGCAGGCACAUCAGCUUGACCAGUGGCAUAACUAGAUGUUACUGGGCCCCACAGCAAAUUAAUUUUAGGGCCCCCUGCUUUACCAAUAUAUGGUGAAAUUUCUCAGGGCUUCAUAGGGCCCUUUUUACCUCCUGGGCCCCUCUAGAGCCACAGGUUCUGCUUCCUCUGUAAGUAAUGCCCUUAAACUUGAUAAAACCAGUCAAAAUAUAAUCUCUUCUACUAUAUUAUGAUUGCCACCUCAAACUACUGAAACCAAUUUUUUUAAUUAUAAAUGUCUUUAUUUGCUUGUAAUAGAAACAUACAAAAUUGAAUGUAACAGGUCAUUACAUAAAUAGGGUUACAAAUUUAGAUGGAGGCAGGCCUACACACACACACACACACAGUUUUUCCAAAAAAGUACUCAUCAGAAUACCCUAUUCAAUAACAAUUACAUUUUAUCUCCUCUAGGGGUACACCUUUUCCUGCUCAGAAUCAUAACAGAUAAAGGGCCAUCCAGGCAGUUGUAAAUAUUCUCAUAUGUUUCAGUUCUUGUUCUUAAGGGGUUUCUCUCUGCUAGUUCCUAUAUACCAAGUAGUAAACUGAAAGACAUAAGAAAUUUCCUGUUAACGUGUGGGAGGUUAUGUUUGUACAUAUUUUGUCCAAGUACCAAAGAAAGUUGUGACUUGGGGCUCUCUUUUCAGAGUGGCUUCCAACAAAAUCAAGCAUAAUAAAAAUCAUUUCAAGUGGUGGGAGUAGGUCUGAUAUCCAACAAUGGAGUGUAGCUUUCUGCUGACUGCCGAGACUAUAUUUACUAAUCACUUUUGUUUGUCUCCGAAAAUAGUAACCAAAUAUUUAAAAAAUCUACAUGCAGCACAUAGUGGAGGAGACUAUAGGUACGCAGUGUAAAUCUUCACUGAUUACUAGAUAGCUCCAAUGCAUGCAUAUUUUAUACGAUUGCAGUUGUAAACAUAUUAAGAAUAAUGUUAUGCCUAUUGGUUCCUAGAAAAGAAAAUCAUUGAACUUUUCAAUAUAUUCUCACCAGAGCACUGGUUGUAGUCUUAUUAGUACUGUAACUGGAACUCCCUUAUAAAAGAGAAUCAAUAUUAAUAUGCUUUGCCUACAGUGAAGUCAGCGUGUGCUGUAUAUAUGUGCACUAGUAUAUCAGAUUAGGAAUGCUGUGGGCAAUGUGUGCCUUAUGCAACUUAAACAGAUAAAGGAACAGUCCAGCAAAAUGUGGGGACGAGGUUUGAUAUAAUUAAUUGAAAAAGAAAAUGUAAAACUGUACCAGAGGCAACAUCCACAAAUCAAUUAUUGUAAUUACACCAGCUGAUCCAAUAGUGAUACAAAAUGGAUUUCACUAAACAGUUAGUAGCCAAUGAGGAUUUAAUGAUACAUAAGGGAAUGAGACAUUCAAGGAAUAACUAUUUCCAUUAUCAAUACCUUUUGAAAUAAGGACAUAUAGCAUUAUAAGGAUUUGUUAAACAAUCAGUAGGAAUCAGUGCAGGGAGUAAUCUGAUUAUCAUUUUGGUGUCAGAAAGGAAUUCUCCCUUUGACUGCCAUUAGAAUUUCCAUUUUUGAAAUGAUACAUUCUUGGAAAUGGUAAGAAGUAGUUCAGAUGAACAAGUCUACUUGAGCAUGAGCUGUAGAAAUCAUUAACAACUCAAAAUGAAUAUUUAAAUAUUCAAUUAUAAUAUCAUGCCAUUAAUAUCAGAUCUUGGCCACAUUCUUAAUUCUGUAAUUAGUGGUAUAAAAGAUGCUUUCCGCCAUUGCCAAAUUUGAACCUUACUACUAUGCUGCAUUACCACCAAUACGUUGUUCUUUUUUUUACUGUCCUGCUAUAAACAUGCCAAAGUUAUUUGCAUGAACUAAAAACAUAUAUGACUUUAACCUUUAGAACAAUCUGCCUUUAACCCUUUAAAUGCUAGCUGCAGUGAGCACCAAAUAUUUCUUUCCCUUAAGGUUCGAUAAAACCUGGAAACCGACUCAAUGGUGUUGGCUUGAAGUUCUUGUAGGUUUUAUGAUGUGGCACUUAUAUGGUUAAAACAGACAUGCACAUUUAGAGACAUGGGGUUAUGCAGUUUUUAUUUUUUUAUGAAUAUACUUGUCUCAAAGUAUUUCAUGGCUCUGGUUAUAAAAUGGACCAACUGCAAAUAAGUAGGUUAAUACGGUGAUCAAAUACACACUGCAUAGCCAUCUAAUUAUCAGGCAUUGCUUCCAAAAAAAGGGGGGAUCAAAAUGUGAUUGUAGUUGACUGUAAUUUUGACUGCUGCUUGAAUUUUCCAAUUGACAUUAAUGGCUUAUGCAUGGUCUGAAAUGGUAUAAAAUAUGGCAUUUGGGUCGCUUGAAAGAAUAUACAUUCCUUUUAAAUAAGCCAUUUACAUAAUUUAAUAAGCAGGUUAUAAAGUAUCCUUGGAAUUAUUUGUACAUGUUGGCAACUAUGUUGUUCUGAAAAUCAGUUUGUGGAAAGCACCAGAGUCUCUGACAUGCAGCACAACUGCCAGAUUUAUAGUCCUGGCCUGUCCCCUGUACAACACAUAUUUCAGAUUAAGAAGCUAAAGAGGCCUAUGAUAUGUGGGAAGCGUGUCCAUAUCAUAUUUAAUGUGAGGUUACCCCUGGAUAGUUUUCCAUGAGCAGCUUACAAAUGCGGCUCAUGUUGCUUUGGGAAGAAUUACAAUCAGUUGAUUGAUGUAAGAUUAGACUGGCCCAGUAAAAUUAUAAAUAACCAACCACUGGUUUUCUCUAACUGGGUGCCCUAACUAGAAGUUACUAAUGUUUUCACAUUCAGUGGUGUUACAGUUUAUAGCAUAACAGUACAUUUUCACAUAUUACCUUUUAGAGUAAUUCUCACAGGUGACUGACUGUGACUGAAGCAUUGCAGAUCCAAGUCCAGUAACUCUAUGUACUUGAUCUUUGGCUUGAUCUUUACAUCACUUCCUCAAAAACUUAAUAAAAAAGGUGAAAAACAUUUGGAAGAAACAAGUGGCUUUUUCAACUGUAGUUUUAUUUGCAGCCAAUUAAUACAGCGUCUAGGAAGGGAUCAACAUCAAAGCCCUUGGUGUGAAUGAAUUGCUCCAAGAGACUAAAAUAGAGACAGAACAAAUACUUUCUAUAAUGCAUUUGAAUCCAUUUUCCCCAAAAUGUUUUAUUAUGUAGUCAUUCCCUGUGAUAUGAACUGAACUCUCAGAGAAAAAAUAUCAACGAGGUUAUUCUGACCAGGGUUCCAUGAAGCUGACCAAGAGACAUGAGGUGGAUACAAAUAAGUGAGAGGAGUCUUGCCUUCGCUCUUUGCAAAAAUGUAAGAAUUCGUUUGUAAACCAAUAAUAUGUAUCAUAGUAUAUUCUUGAAUUUACUUCAUCUGUGAUACCACCACAUUACUUCACUUUCAUGAUUUCGUACAGUGCAGUAGAAUUUUUAGUAUGUUUUAGUAUCGCCUUUUAGCCUCCUAAAAUUACCCCAUGUCCCUUUCCUUUCCACUGAUUUUUUUUUUAAUUGCUUUGUUCAGUCAAUCAUUUUUAAAAGGAUGCCAUGUUAUUGUUCUCUAUGUUCAGUUGACUGUUGCUCCAGAAACAUUGGGAGACUUAUUUGUGCUUCUCCCAGUCCUUCCCUUAGCUGAGCUGCCAAUUCCCCUACAAUAUUAUAUUGUUCAUUUUACUGGGGAAGAUGAUCAAGAAAUACCAUUUUCAUUGUCAAGUUGAAUAAAAGAAACAACAGUUACAUUGAGUGAGAAUUACUUGCAACAUUUACGGACUUCUCAAAUCUACUUCAUGCCAACAGGGAGGACAACAAAUGCUCUACUGGAAGAUAAAUCCCAUUUUUGUCUCUGGUAUUGACUCAUAGGAGAACAUACCACAAGAGACAUUGUUCUAUCAAUUUGACUACCACUAGUCCCUGUGAUUCUGAGAUAUCACACUUCCCUGAUUCCCUGUAGACCAAAAUACAGUAGGUCAAGUCAUUCUGAUCAACCUGGUGACCUCUUAAUUGUCAUUGUGUUUAAAGACCAAGGGGAGGAAUAGGCAUCAUUUCCUAAGGCAGCUCAAGGUGGAAGAGCAUUUUAGUUGUAUGUACUGCUAGUCAUCCCUAGCAUGUUAAAAUGUGUGCAUCAAAGUACUUGUUUCAAAAUGUAAAUUUUAUUAGCAUAUAAAUUGACAGUCCUCUUUCAUGAAAUAUGCAAACCUGGGUGUAAGGAAAAUGGUUUUUAUUCUUUUGGGUAUGCUUCUUUCCUGUAAGAUUGCAUUCUGUAUAUAUAAGUUUGAUGUAAAUAAGUAAAAGUCUAUAUUCAAGAGUUUUAUUUUAUUUGUAUUAAAAAUCCUUUUCUACUUAAGAAUUGUAAAGCUUCAUGUUAAUAAAUUGACAUUAAUGAA
Xenopus laevis (African clawed frog) is the source of this 12148-nucleotide messenger RNA. RefSeq names its product Scm like with four mbt domains 2 L homeolog (gene sfmbt2.L). Gene Ontology annotation, molecular function: histone binding; chromatin binding. Lineage: Eukaryota; Metazoa; Chordata; Amphibia; Anura; Pipidae. The record is from RefSeq and is a predicted model, not a curated record. Gene Ontology annotation, cellular component: nucleus. The transcript has 22 exons. Gene Ontology annotation, biological process: negative regulation of DNA-templated transcription; regulation of DNA-templated transcription. Bases 1804 to 4533 code for a protein of 909 amino acids.